Molecule: messenger RNA, 1349 nt
Organism: Eleginops maclovinus (Patagonian blennie)
Lineage: Eukaryota; Metazoa; Chordata; Actinopteri; Perciformes; Eleginopidae
Product: putative C-type lectin domain family 20 member A
Exons: 5
Coding region: 27-1004 (325 amino acids)
Source: RefSeq, a predicted model, not a curated record
UUUCUUCUUCAGAGAAAUUGCAAACCAUGGAUAGACGAAUGAUUGGCAUUGUGCUACUCUCAGGUGUGUUCCACUUUGUGUCUCCUCUUCAUCAUCCUCGGUACCACUUCAUCAAAGAGUCCAAAACUUGGCUGGAGGCCCAACAGUACUGCAGCGAAAAUCACACCGACUUGGCCACCGUCAACGACGAGCAGGACCUGGAGGAACUAGCUAGUCUGGUGGGGUCUGACGCCUCCCAAGUCUUCAUAGGUUUGUACAAAAGCUGGGGAUGGUCAGUGUCCGACGCCGACGACCACAAAGAGGGAGAACCGGCUUACUGGAAAUGGGCGAGUGAUGAACCCAAAGGAUACGGUUGUGGGUACACAAAACUCUCUGGAGAGUGGUAUGCUGGAAAUUGCAAAACUACUUUGAAAUUCAUCUGCUACAGAGGUAAGAAUGAUACUCUAGCAGUGCUCUGUGGUCCGAACACAAAUCCGAAACCUGAUACCUCUAAGAGGUUUAUUAUGGGGGAUGACUUCAGGGACUGGCCCUCGGCUCAGGCUUUCUGCAGGGAGCGGCACACAGACCUGGCCAGAGUUCGAAACCAGCUUGAAAACGAGGCGCUAAUAGAUGUUUUCAACCAGAGCCAGAUCUGGAUUGGGCUGACACAGGAGACCUUGGUGUGGUCCGAUGGGAGGGAACCCUCCUUCAUACCCUGGAGACCUCAGGAGCCCCAAAUCCAUGGAGCCAGUCGUUGUGCUACACUGGAGGUCAACAGCAAACCUCUGGGAAUAGUAGACAAGGAAUGUACUGAACAACUGCCCUUCGUUUGCUACUCUGAUCCACUGAAGAAGUAUUUGGUUAAGGUGAAGCUGGGGGCUGACGACUCUGUGGACAUGGCGGAUCCCGCUGUGUUGGAGUCCAUCUUGAAAACGGUGACUUUUCACAGCUUUGACGAAUUCCUGGCAACUUGUACAAAGUCACGAAAUUAUACCUGGUGUAAAAACACAAACCCUUCCUCAUAAAACACCUUUAACUCAAAAUAAAAUGUUUGUAACUCUGUUUUGAUGCAUAGGUGAAAACAAAUCUGGGUGCCACUGAAGAGUUUGAACUGCGCUGGAGCAAGCUUCCAGAGAAGGAGGAAACCUAAGCUCCAACAGUAGAACCUGAAUCAAACUGUGUUCCUUAAAACACAUAUUUUGUUGUGUUUGUGUGAAAUUUCUUUUGGGCCAUCUGAUUAAAAUCCUAUUCAAACAUUAGAAAAUACCAGAAUUAUUUAAAAGUUAUGCUUGUUUUGAUUAGUCUCUGCAUAUUUCAGUCAUUUAUAAAGCCAUUUUCUGUGAUUACAUUAAUAAACUUCUACAAAACGA